AAACUCUUUUCUCUUCUAUCCAAUGAGAAAAUAAAUUAAAAUUCUUCUGAGUUCCUAUAUAAACAUGCCAAUAUUAACACUUCAUUAUAAAAGUAAACCUUUACUUAAAAGUAAUAAACAAUCAAUAACAAUGAAAUUUACAUAUUCCCUAUCCAAACGAUCUUUUCCUCCUAUUUUAGCUAUACAACUCCUCAUCAUACAUAGUGUUUCAUCAUUAAACCUUACCAAUGAGUAUCUCAACCACAAAUGCAUUCUUAAUCAAGGGGAAUAUAACUCUGGAAGUCAGUACGAGGACAACCUCAACUGGAUCUUCCGUGAAAUGCGUACACGUCUUUAUGCUAUUACCGGUUUCUCACACAUAAGUGUUGGAAAAACGACAACCGAUUUUGUUGUCGUCACUACCCAGUGUCGUGGUGACACUUAUGAAUCUAAUUGCCGUACAUGCCUUGACACAGCAAUUGCAGGGUUUCGUAAGAGAUGUCCAAGUAACAAAGGAGGAAUAAUAUGGUACAAUCAAUGUCUUCUCUAUAUUAGUACGAUCAAAGAAAAAAUUCCAAUCAAGACUAAUUACAAGAAUAUUUUUUCUAUGCACAACCCAAAUAACGUGAGAGGGGACGCAAAACUGUUCGCCAUGAGGGCGAUGGAUUUUUUGUCUGAGCUAAUACUUAAAGUCGAGAAAACCACCAAGUAUAGACUCAUAUUUUACGCUGCGGGGGAAAAGAAGCUCGGUAAAAAUAAAUUAUAUGCAAUGGUGCAGUGUUUAGAUCUAAGAAUAGAUUGUAAAAGAUGUUUGGCAUGGAGUAUCACAAAGCUUUUCAAGAACGAUGACAUUAAACAAGGAGCGAGAGUUUUGGGUACAGACUGUAAUGUAAGGUAUGAGCUAUACCCUUUUCUUAGGAGUUAAGCAUUUUUAAGUUAUGUUUACAUUUUUUUCUGCUGAAAAUGUAAUAUCCAUAUAUAUCAAUAAAAGAUAGUUUACAGAAACAGAUAAAAAACUGUUAGGAAGUUUAAAAUUGAAUAUUAACAAUGAUUUUCAACUGACCUGGAAUUCUUGAGCCUAUAACCCAACUGACUUGUUUUCAUCCUCAGUAUCUGAAAGCUUUGCUUUAAUGACUUCAUUCAAUUGCUGAUAUGAUUAUGAAUGAUGUUUGGUAACUCACUUACUGAGUGACGAGGCUGCUUGUUCAAACUGCCAUUACGUUCUCUCAAGAUUAAAUAUUUGGUUGAUUGAAAAGUGAGUUUGACAAGCACCAAGUUAUGAUAUCUUUUAACCUCGUAAGCCGGAAACAAUUAGUCCCCAUGAUCUACCAAUCCAAGUUUAUCUUCUCUCAGCAGUUCAGAACAGAACAUGUCCUAUAAUUACGUGAAUUCAGUUCUGUUGAAAACUCCAAACCAGUCGAAAAUUAAAAUCUGUACCUACAAGUAUCGUAUUAAAAUUAAAACUCCAAACCAGUCGUAUCUGAAGCAGUUUGGUUAUAAACAAUGACA
Molecule: messenger RNA, 1488 nt
Organism: Brassica napus (rape)
Lineage: Eukaryota; Viridiplantae; Streptophyta; Magnoliopsida; Brassicales; Brassicaceae
Product: putative cysteine-rich repeat secretory protein 37
Exons: 2
Coding region: 65-904 (279 amino acids)
Source: RefSeq, a predicted model, not a curated record